Messenger RNA from Acipenser ruthenus (sterlet), 7244 nucleotides. RefSeq names its product caskin-1-like. The coding region runs from base 699 to 5291 and encodes 1530 amino acids. Gene Ontology annotation, molecular function: protein binding. NCBI's taxonomy places the organism in Eukaryota, Metazoa, Chordata, Actinopteri, Acipenseriformes, Acipenseridae. The record is from RefSeq and is a predicted model, not a curated record. The transcript has 22 exons.
CACACACCAUGGAGCGCCAGACUGCUACAACAACGACGACCCUAGAAACUAACUGGUGCUAGUGGUGAUCUCACACAGCGAUGGCAAUGGGGGCUGCUGUUUACUUUGUGCAAGCUUUACCUUUUGCACCCCUUGUCCACCACCUGAUCUGUUGUUGAUUGCACAGUAAAUAAAGGAUUGUCGUAUAGUGGGUUUUUUUGGUUUGUUUUUUUGUUUUUUGUUUUUUCAAUUUAGGAAGAAUCUCAUUUCUGGAAACCUGCACAGCCUUCUGCAAGUGCCGAUCAGAUUCUAUUUGUGCUCCCGCUGUUACUGUCACCGAACUAUUACGUUAUUAUUAUUAUUAUUAUUAUUAUUAUUAUUAUUAUUAUUAUUAUUAUUAUUAUUAUAUGAAUUUAAUCAUUUAAAACCUGCAUCGGAAACUAUAUAAAAAAAAGAAAAGAAAAGAAACGAAACCAUUUAUAUAUUGCCGUUUUUAGUGAGAAGCGCAAGCUGUUGUUUAUCAUUUUUAGAUCUGGAUCAUAAUUUCUGCUGUUGUCAUCUUCGAAAGAGUAGCAGCAUUUGGAAUCUGCAUCUAUUUCCUUGGCUAGCCUCCCGUAUGCACUUUGCAAUACAAUAGCAUUGCAAUAGGGAGGAUCCGCGCCGGCUGGCUGAAAACAAGUAAAACAUAGGAUGCUUUGGAUGUAAAAUAAAUUAUCAAGAUGGGGAAAGAUCAGGAAUUGCUACAAGCGGUGAAGACUGAAGAUCUUAUUACGGUGCAAAAGCUUUUGCAGAGGCCCAAGCCGGGGAAAGCAAAGCUGUUAGGCUCCACUAAGAGAGUCAACGUGAACUUCCAAGACACGGAUGGGUUCUCUGCUUUGCAUCAUGCUGCCCUCAAUGGAAACAUGGAGCUCAUCUCCCUGCUGCUGGAGGCACAGGCUACAGUGGAUAUUAAGGACCAGAAAGGAAUGCGUCCACUGCACUACGCGGCCUGGCAGGGUAAAGUUGAGCCAAUGAAGAUGCUGCUGAAGUCGGGAUCUUCUGUCAACAGCCAAUCAGAUGAAGGACAGAUCCCCCUGCAUCUUGCAGCACAGCACGGGCAUUAUGAUGUUUCGGAGAUGCUGCUACAGCACCAGUCCAAUCCAUGUAUCGUGGACAAUGCAGGAAAGACUCCCUUAGACCUGGCCUGUGAAUUUGGAAGAGUCGGGGUGGUCCAGCUGCUGCUGAGCAGCAACAUGAGCGCUGCUUUGCUGGAGCCCAAGCCGGGCGACACCACCGACCCCAACAGCACCAGCCCCCUGCACCAGGCAGCCAAGAACGGCCACAUCGACAUCAUCAGGCUGCUUCUGCAGGCUGGCAUUGACAUCAACAGGCAGACCAAGGCUGGCACAGCACUGCAUGAGGCAGCUCUCUGCGGGAAGACAGAGGUGGUGCGCCUCCUGCUGGAUAGCGGUAUUAAUGCCCAGGUCAGGAACACAUACAGUCAGACGGCCCUGGAUAUCGUUAACCAGUUCACUGCCACACAGGCCAGCAAGGAGAUCAAGCAGCUGCUCAGAGAUGCCUCAGCUGCCCUGCUGGUCAGGUCUAUGAAAGAUUAUUGCAACAACUACGACCUGACCAGCCUGAAUAUCAAAGCUGGAGAUGUCAUUACAGUGUUAGAGCAGCACCCUGAUGGCAGGUGGAAGGGCUGUAUCCAUGACAACAGGACAGGAAAUGACAGAGUGGGAUACUUCCCUUCCAGCAUCGUGGAGGUGAUCAGUAAGAGGACAGGUUCAUGGAAUACAGUCAUUUGUACCCAACAGUAUCAAAAGAUACAGAUUUCUGCGUCGUCGUACGGCCCUGGCGCCGUGGUUAACGGCGAAAUGUACCAUCAGUUCCAUUACUUGCCGCCACCUCCACCUCCACCUCCACAUUCCCAUCAGCCACUUUUCAGUUCCUUUGGCUAUCACAGGUCCUAUAGUACUUCAGAAGAGCUGCACUGUGGACAAGGUCCCCGAGGCUCAGAAUCCAGUCCACAUGGCUCACCCACCCUGGCUACGGGCAGCUCCGCUGGCGCCAACGAGGAGAUCUGGGUUCUGCGCAAGCCCUUCGCAGGCGGUGAUCGCAGCAGUGUGGGCAGCUCGGGGAGCGUGGUCAGUGCCCGAUCAUCUGGGAGUGGACAGAGCGCAAGCAGCAGCAUCCACGCACUGCACGCCCAGGCAGAGGGUGUCAAGCUUUUGGCAACAGUCCUGUCCCAGUCCCAGAAGGCGAAGGAACACCUUGCUGUUGAAGGUUCUGGAAAGUCUUUGGACCAGCCUGCAGGGUCCUCACGUCCACAGAACGUGGCCAGCUGCCCCUACCACGAGCAGCCUUACGGGGACCAGCCACCACAGAGGAAAGCUGAGGCAGCGUCCGAGGGGAAGAGCUCAGAGGCUGUUAUCCAUUGGCUGAGCGAGUUUCAGCUCCAGGUCUACACUCCAAACUUCAUCACUGCCGGGUAUGACAUUCCCACCAUUAGCCGCAUGACCCCCGAGGAUCUGACAGCUAUCGGAGUAACCAAGCCCGGGCACAGGAAGAAGAUUACUUCUGAAAUCAGCAAGCUGAAUGUGGCAGAGUGGCUUCCGGAACACAAGCCUGCCAACUUGGCUGAAUGGCUGUCUGUGAUAGGCCUUGGCCAAUAUUAUCAAGUCCUUGUGCACAAUGGCUAUGAGAACAUCGACUUCAUUACAGACAUCACCUGGGAGGACCUACAGGAGAUUGGCAUCACCAAACUAGGCCAUCAGAAGAAGCUCAUGCUGGCUGUGAAGAAGCUGGCGGAGAUACAGAAGGCGGAGCACGGUCGGGGUACCCUCAGGAGGAAGGCUCCUCAGUCUCUGGAGGUGGUGGCCAUCGAGUCCCCUCAGCAGGAGACGGCAGAGUGCCUCUCCCCCAAGAUGACCACCUUCCAGGACAGCGAGCUGAGCAACGAGCUGCAGGCCGCCAUGACUCGCGCAGGGGACUCCCAGGACAACAUGGAGCUGAAGCAAGCCAGCAACCACAUGCCCCACCGACUCCAGAUAUCUCGGAGCCUCCAUGAGGACAGCCAGAGCAGCAAGACCAAGGAACCGCCAGCAGAGGGGCCUGCCGAGGAGGGGGGCACUCCCCAGAGGAAGGAAGUGCGGCCCAUGAUGCAGAGGGCAAGCGUGCCCAGGCAGUCCUUCCCUCCUGCUGGAGGGCCUACCUAUAUGCCAAAAGCCAGGCCGUCCUCCCCACAGACUAUGGGGGUUUCUCAAACUACGGCCAAAGUGAAGCCCACCCCACAGCUGCUACCCCAGACAGACCGCCCCAUGUCCCCCAGGUCUCUCCAACAGUCCCCCACACAUAGGGGCUUCGCCUAUGUCCUGCCCCAGCCAGUAACAGGAGGUGAAGCAAAUGCCAGCCAUGGGACUGGAGUUGCUCCCGUUCUCCCCGUUUCCGUGCCAGUGCUCUGCCUCCCUCCACAAGGGGAUGAAUCCGACGAGGAGCAGGGAAGGCCGAAGAAACGGGCCCACAGCUUGAACCGCUACGCCAUGUCCGACAGCGAGCAGGACCGGGAAGAGUUAAUGGUGCCAGACGUUGCGCCUUAUGCCACCGUGCAGCGACGUGUGAGCAGGAGCCACUCUGUGAGGGGCCAGUCUGGGGAUAAUAACGUCAACCGCAGCCAGUCCUUCGCCCUCCGACCCAAGAAGAAAGGCCCACCUCCCCCUCCCCCCAAGCGCUCCAGCUCAGCCAUUUCGAGCACAAACCUGGCUGAUGACUUCACCGGGGAGGGUGGUGGCAACGAGCUGGAGGUGGUGUACCGGGAGCAGCGGCGGGCCAGUGACUUCGGGGGCAUGGUGGACACAGGAAGCGCUGGCAGCGUGAAGAGCAUCGCCGCCAUGUUGGAAAUGUCGUCCAUUGGCGGAGGACCCAAAGCUCUGGCACUGCAGAAGGCUCUCGGUGGCAGCGGCAUACACUAUCUGCAGCCCAGUCCGGAGCAUGGGCGAGUGGCCUCUGUGAAGCACCGAGACGCAAUCGGCCCGGACGGGGAAGUGGUCAACCGACGGAGAACCAUCAGCGGGCCCGUGACUGGACUGAUUGCCGCAGCGCGCAGAGAGAGGGUCGACAGCGUGAGAUCCGGCAAGGAACCCGAGUCCCCAAAGGAUAAGCCUCAAGAGGACCAACAGCAGCCAGCUUCUCGGAACAGCUCCAGUGAGAAUAUCCCCUUCGCCAAAGAGGGCAACCUGACCAUCAAGCAGAGACCCAGGAAACCGGAGGCUGGCGACGGCCUGCCAGAGACUGUGUACACCCUGAAACAGGAAGACUUCUCCAGAGUGGAUGCCAACGCUACUCUAAAGAGAAGAGUGAAGUCAAGGCAUCACCCAGAUGGUGUGAAGUUCCACCUUACCGAGUCGAGCACAGUGAAGAGACGACCGAAAACUAAGGAGAAGGACCAGACAGGUUCCCCGCAGGAGUCUCAGCACUUUGCCCUCUAUCAGAACGGCACGGGCACUAUUAAACGAAGGCCAGUGUCAGAGAUGAGUGGGGUGGAGAGCCCCAUGCCCCACUUGGUGGCCGAGGGCAAUGGUGACCAGGGGCCCCGCAGAGACAGUUUGGAAGCCGGUGACGGAGAGACCAGGAAGCCUGUCAAGCCGCCUGUCUCUCCCAAACCAGUCCUUACACAACAGGGCACUGUAAAGAAGCAAGGACCCCCGACUCCCACUUCAAAGAAGGCUCCUAUUCCCGGACCUGGCAGUCCAGAAGUGAAGCGAGUCCCUCCACCGGUGUCUCCAAAGCCCGCCCCACCACCGACAGCACCAAAACCAGCCAAGGUGCAGGCCGUCCUGCAGUCUCUCAGCGCCGGACCAACCCCAACCCCUUCCCCUGCCAAACAACCAGGAACUGGAAAGGCUUCAAGCACACCCCCCUCCCUCUGUUCCAGCCCGGCUAAACCGCAAAGCCCCCCGGGGCAGCCCCCUCCUCCCCCUCCCCCUCCCCUGGCCCUUCCUCCACUGGCUCAGACGCCCCAGCCCUCCCCCCAGCCCUCCCCUCAGCCCUCCCCUCAGCCCUCCCAUCACGGAGUCCCUGUGAAGCCUCCCCGCUCCUCCAUCGGCAGCGCCUCCACAGAUAGUGCCUGCCCUGACACAGCGCAACAGAAACUGGAGGAGACCAGCGCCUCGCUCGCUGCUGCCCUGCAGGCUGUCGAGGAGAAGAUCAAACAGGAAGAGCAACACAAAGCAGAUUCCAGCACUGAAGCAAAGAGCACAGUCAGCAUACUGGACGACAUUGGCAGCAUGUUCGAUGACCUGGCCGACCAGCUCGAUGCGAUGCUGGAGUGACUACAGCGAGGAAAGCUCAAGAUACACAAACCUCAGGACUCAGAGUGGGUACAAGGGCACAAAAACCAUCCCUGAUAGAACCCCGUCCUCUUCCUCCCUGUCACUUUUAUGGACAACGCGUUGUGGACCGAAGAUCCCUUCUCAAUGUCCAACACAACUCAAAUCAGUUGCACAAUUAACCAAUUAUUAAAAUUAAGAUGAAUUACCUCAGGAUUGUGCAAAAGAAAAUCAGAGUGCACUAGACAGACAGGAUCCAGAGGGUCAGUGUGAGGGACUUUGCAGUAGAAAACGCUACAAUCUUUUUUUCUAUUUGUGUGAGGAGUAUGAAAUCUAUUGUAAAAAAAAAAAAAUAAAACCUAAAAUAAACUAUGGUAUGUGUAAAAUUGUUAGCAUGAAGAAAGAAAAGAGUUUAUAUCGUGAAUCCUACAAAAAUAAAUAACCAUUUCUCAUCUAGAGAAACUCAUUAGUUAGUGCAGUAAUAUUUUUUUGUUUUGCUGAGAGGUACAAAUUACUCAUUUGAUCAAUUUCAUAUAUAUAUAUAUAUAUAUAUAUAUAUAUAUAUGGGAUUGGAGUUGAUGGCUUAGAAUAUUCUAAACAACGGCAGUGUUCAUAUUUUUUACAACCUGUCACUGGUUACAAAUAUUUUGUGAAUGUGUUGUAGAAAUGGUGAGCUGGCUUGAUAUAGUUGCAGACAACAUCCCUUUGAAAUCUGUUUGCUGCCAAACAAGAACAUUUGUCAAGAGCUCCAACUUCUUAAAUGGGAAGUUUCCCUGCAUAAUAAUUCCUCCAAACUUAACAUUUCCAUUUGAUGGUGCAUAACCAUUUUUUUCUAUACUUGUAUAGCAUGGUUUGAAAAGGCAACAGUACUGCACUUCUAGGAUUGCUGCAUCGUUGAUCACUCACUACUUUUCGAAAUGCAAAAACAGUUUGCACAUGGUUACAUUCUUUCGCAAUACCAUGUGCAAAGAUGAGGGCUUCGUUUUUGUAAAUUGUCCUGUAUUGGAUAAAUAUGGUAACACAAUACAAGCUGCUACCAUAGAUACUCUGUCAAUUAUUAUGGUUUAUGGAGUUGGAUUUGUUGAACUUUAAAAAUGUGCAGAAUUACAUUUUUUAACACAAGUUGGGUCUUUGGAAAGGUGCUGGCUAAAAGAAUCUGUAGUUGAACACUGCAUGAACUAACAAGCUACUGUAUUAGCAACACCUACUUAUUUACAGCCUCCAAUGACUACAGGUUUGUGGAAGUGUGAUUGCGUUGGCACUAUACAGCAGGAGUUUGCUCCUUUCUGCUUGCAGCUCACCAGCUUUGGAACAGUACAGUGAACUGAACCCUGCUUACCCAUAGAUAACGACUCUACCAGGAUGCAUGUAUCUUAAAUCUUGCAACUGCAGUGCCCUGUUUAGCACAAUUAUACUUUAUAUAUGGAUUGGAUUUGGGUCACUAAAUAUGUGUCUGCUUAAGCAUCGAUGCCACCUGCUGUUAAAUUAGACCUCGCUUUUUGGCAUAACCGUUUCAAAGACCCAAGUAGCUAGCAAGCUGGUUGAAUCUGUACUUCAGGUAUUUAAAUGUUUUUUAAAAAAUGGAAUUCUGCUUUUGAAUGGCACAAAAACUUUUUUUUUCUUUGCGUGUGUGUGCAUGAUGUUCAACAUUGAAAUGAUUGUACUAGCUACCACUGCCAUGACUUUUUUUUGGUAUUAUUUCUAUUGCCUUAUAAGUUUAAUUUAUGUUCAUAUAUUUCUGUUUGCGUGUCCCCUGUUUAUAUAGAUGCAGUAUCAUUUUUCUAAGACACUGUAUGUGUGUGUACAGAUAACGUUUUGGCAACUGGUGCUGCUUGAGUAUGUUCCCAUAGUGUUAAUAUUGUAAAGAACACUUGAAUGUGUGUGAUAAUGUCACUUUUUAAUAGCUGUCUUUCAAUAAAUAUAUCCAUUAUUCAAGUUUUUUUUUUUUUUUUUUUU